AUGGUGUGGACAUCCUGGCUUCCGGCAGCUUUGAGGUUACGAUGCGCGCUGCUGAUUAUCCAUGUAGCCGGUAUUCUGGGAAUGGGAUUGUUUGAGGAGGAACUGAAGUCAUAUCCAAUUGUGGGCAUCCCAGCCGCUGACGCACGCCGAUCUGAUACUCGACUUUCCAGUGAAGAGGCUACAAGUGGUCCAGUGUAUAACGAAGAGCAUGUUCACCUCAAACCAGAUGGAACGGUCUCAUUCGAAUGUCCCAGAUCUGUAUGCGGCAUCGAAUUUUAUUUUGGCAGGACGCCAAAGGAAGAGGAGGGCAGCCAGUCUCAAGAGGACGUCACCGAUAAGAAUGACACGUCACGAGCUUCUUACGUGCCGGGGGAGGACGAGUCGGUGGCUACGGCUUCCGCUGAGAAUAAAUCUCAAAUUCCAGCCGAAGUGCCUCUACUCAAAGAUAUUGUACACACGACAGAUAUGACGUGGCUAGGAACAGACGAGAAAAUGCACCAGUUGGCCUACAUGAAGAACUCCACGUGCGGCGGGCUCUACGUUUCGCCUUCCCAACUACCCGUUGCAACCGCGGACCUUGCAUGUUCACUUUCCAACCUCGACAUGAACUCAGUGUAUCUAAAGAGAUAUAAUUCGCAUAGGUUACGUCUGGGUCCAGUUAAGGUGUGUGAGACCGUGCAGAGCUAUCCGGAGCGGCUGUUGCAAGGCUUUCCCCAGCACGUCCAUCCAGACCACCCAUCGUACGUUCAACUCCCGAUCUACUCGUACUUCAGGAAGGCCGGCGCGGAGGUGGCAUUCCCAAAGGAUGCUCCCACCAUAUUCCAACCGCGCAUUUACGACGGCAACGUACCUGUUAACCGCAAGUCACGACCUUCCAAUUUGUUUGCUCUUGCACUUGAUCUUUUCUUUGGCGCCAAGGGGGAGACCGAGCGUGGAGGAACUGAGUCAGGCUCUACCGAUCCAGUCCCUAAUGUAGACUCGGCGACGUCGCAGAAGAGCAACACAAGCAAGCAGGAGAAUACCUUAGAGAAUGAAGAGUUACAGAAGGGAAACCCGCAACCACCGGAAACCGCAGGCGACUCGGCUUCUGGAGAAACCAACGGUGCAACCACCGAGGAAUGGAAAAGAGAGAUGUAUCGCGCUUGGCAUUGUUUGUGGAUAUUGAAUCUAGUAGCCUACGAAGCUAGCGAUAUUUGGGAAUGGGUAAAAAAUCACAAAGUCAACACUUUCAUCUUCCCCCCAUGGAAGGUUACCGAGGUGGGAACGCUGCGGACAGCGGAAGUUGUUCCUAUGAGGUGGCGCGAUCUCUCGCCGCGAUUUCAUGUGGAGCCAAACUUGGAACCACUCAGCCAACAAGAUUUGACCCCUGGAAACGACGGGCCCAACAGUGAGUCACAAGAGGGGACGGCGAAGGGUGAAACAGGUGACAACUCUCGUAGGGAAGGCCCUACCGAGCGCGUGGGUCCUGACACCUCUUCAAGGGCGUGCGAGGGGGACGCGGCGGUAGCGGACCGUCAACCGGAAGGGUCUUCAAGGGUCAACUCUUCAGAAACCGGCGAGCACGCAAAACCGCAUGCUGACUGUUUGGGAAAAAAAACCUACACAGUGCCUUCUACCAGAAGUGAAGGGCAGGCCGGUGCUAAUAAGCCUCAGGAACCGAUUAGCACGGACGUUUCUAAUAAUGAAGAGGCCGGAGAAAAGCAAGGGGUCGAGUCUUUGGCUGGGCGCUCGAGUAGCGCAGAAGGCGAUAAUUCUGGCCCCGAUGAGGUUCCUGAGGGCUGUUUGCCAUAUAUCACGGAUAUGUCGCUUUUUAAAAGGUUUGGCUGGCCGAGUGGCCGCCUGGUAGCUGCUGGACCGUCAGGAAGCAAAGUUCCAGAUGAGGCUGGAAGUACGACAGAUGAAUGGGUUGAUGGCUCUUGGAGACCGAAGAUCAUUGGCUCUAACAUUAAAUGCCUCCCAGCGGUGCAUCCGGAUACGUGUGGUCUCACUGCGUCUUUCAGUCGCGUCCAUGAGUCGCCUUGGGUGUGGCUUCUUGAGAGAGAUGAAAACAUGAUGGCAUCAAACCGAGUGGACAACCUCGACUACGCUGACAUUGUGUGGAUCUUCCGCGGCACAUUCGUUAGCAAGCAGUGGCUCCUGAAUGGUAUGGGGGUUGCAGUGCCAUACAAAACUCUGUCGAAGCGUGGGCGCUUUCACUACGGACUUACAUACCUAUUUGACAAAGCGGUUCGUCCGCUGAUGGAGAAGCAUUUGGAGCGUCUUGAGCAUCAAAUCGUAGGCAGGAAAACGCCGUUGGUAAUUGUUUUCUCGGGACAUUCCCUGGGUGCAGCCAUUGCUGAUAUGGCUGCCUGGUACUUCGCAAAGCGAGCUAAGACACUUGUGGAUAAGAAUAUGCUGCAGAUCCGCACGGUGACCUUCGGGAGCCCUUCGUGGGGAGAUCAAGUGGCAUACGACGACUUGUUAGCGUCGGGUGUCAAGGCGCAAGAGAUAAGCAUGGACAUAGAUCCUGUUUCUGUGCUGUUCGGCGAGGAAGAGUUGACAAAGCUGUCCCACAAGAAACCAUUCCUGAUGAAGUUGUAUGUUGAGGACAUGGACAAGGUAGAGGUUGCAUCCACGGUUCCCGGCGCGCCCCCGUUCAGCGGGAGGAUCUGGACAAGACCUAUAUACAGACCGACACCGAUCUUGCAUCGCUUGGCUGCGAUGUUCCUCGAUCUGGAAAAUGUCGACAUGGCUGGUCAUUACGCUACGAGGAGCAUCGUCAUUGCUCCUCUACGGGAAGCUUUUCACAAGCCACGGCUUGUCAACGAUAGAAGGGUUUCUGCCGCAGUUAACGCGAGCUGUGCCCCCGUGGCAGCAUACUAUUGUGGCUACUAG
Eimeria mitis is the source of this 2874-nucleotide messenger RNA. RefSeq lists its product as uncharacterized. Lineage: Eukaryota; Apicomplexa; Conoidasida; Eucoccidiorida; Eimeriidae. The record is from RefSeq and is a predicted model, not a curated record. Bases 1 to 2874 code for a protein of 957 amino acids. The transcript is spliced from 8 exons. Gene Ontology annotation, biological process: lipid metabolic process.